UGGGGGGGUGUCCGGGCCUGCGGGGUCGAGGCCGCUGGGUGGCGCUCUCAGGGUCCCCCCGACUCGCGACGGACGCCGCGGUGGCCAUGGCCGCCCAGCAUCUGCUGCUGUGUCUCACGGCCAGCGGAGGUGUCCCUCUGUUCACUCGGACCCAGGGACACGUGAAGCAGCUCCCUUUCUCGGUGAUCGGCUCCCUCAACGGCGUUCACAUGUUCGGCAGCAACCAGGGAGCGCUGCUGUCCAGCACCGCCCUCGACGACGGCACGCUCACCUGGAGGGUCUUCCACGAUAGCAUCACCCUGAUCCUGGUGACGACGGGCGGAGAGCGCGGCGGAGAGGCCUUCCUGCACCGCCUGCUGGAGAACGUUUUCGGCGCGCUGGUGCUGAUGAUCGGCCUGGAUGAGCUGGUGAACAUCAGGAACGUGGAGCGGCUGAAGAGGGACCUCAAGGCGUGCUACCAGCUGGUGGACAGCCUGCUGGGCACGUCGGAGCUCGCCGUCGAACUCACGGGGAGCCCGGACUGCCUGCUGUGCCCCGACAACGACAUCCUGCGGGAGUGCCUGGAGGCGUUCACGGCGGGCGUGGACAGCGCGUUUGGCUGCCUGCUGGCACGGGGCCGCGUGUGCGUCGCCACGGAGCGCUGGUGGCAGCUGGCGCCCCAGGAGGGGAGCUGUUGGGGCGCCUCGGAGCGCCUGCCCCCCGCUUCGUCACGCGACGUGCCAGUCUACCUGCCCCACGCAGCCCCACCCCAGGUCCCUCACCGCCUGCUCACGUUCCGCCUGCUGCCGGGCCUGGAGCUGUGCGUCCUCUGUGGGCCCCAGCCCACGCUGCAGGACAUCCAGAGCACGCAACUGGUGGAGCGCUUCUGGCGGCCGGUGCUGGAGCCGCUGAGGACCUGCGUGGUGCUGGCACCUCACGCGUUCCACUCCACCACACCGCUGCACGGCGCAAUCCUGGGGCUCCUCCUCGUGAACACGGAGCUGAAGCGCAGCCUCUUCACGGUGGCAGCCGCAAGUGGCAGAGGACGGUGGGGUCGUGAGUGCGGGGUGGAUGGAGGGAGAAGGAUUCCGAUGGAGCGCCGCAGGAGCAUUCUGAAGGCGUUCUACAGGCUGGCCGUCACCAACUACUUCUCCCAGGGCGCCACGCGCGUCACGGGCAGCGAAGCCGUCCCCCUGGUGGAGGACUUCCAGCGGGGCUUUGCCCACAGCGCCACCGAGUGCUACGUGAGUGCCGACGGGCACCGGUGCUACGGGCUGCAGGCGCCGCCGCGCCAGCUCUUCCUGCUGCUCGGCGACGUGCCCACACUGGCGCUGCGGCCCAUCAGCCGCGCCACCCUACAGGCGCUCACCAAGCUGCUGUAGGACACCAGACUGCACCACCCUACAGGCGCUCACCAAAGCUGCUGUAGGGCACCAGACUGCACCACCCUACAGGCGCUCACCAAGCUGCUGUAGGACACCAGACUGCACCACCCUACAGGCGCUCACCAAGCUGCUGUAGGACACCAGACAGCACCACCCUACAGGCCUCACCAUGCUGCUGUAGGACACCAGACUGCACCACCCUACAGGCGCUCACCAAGCUGCUGUAGGACACCAGACAGCACCACCCUACAGGCCUCACCAAAGCUGCUGUAGGGCACCAGACUGCACCACCCUACAGGCGCUCACCAAAGCUGCUGUAGGACACCAGACAGCACCACCCUACAGGCGCUCACCAAGCUGCUGUAGGGCACCAGACUGCACCACCCUACAGGCCUCACCAUGCUGCUGUAGGACACCAGACUGCACACCCUACAGGCGCUCACCAAGCUGCUGUAGGACACCAGACUGCACCACCCUACAGGCGCUCACCAAGCUGCUGUAGGACACCAGACUGCACCACCCUACAGGCGCUGCUGUAGGACACCAGACUGCACCACCCUACAGGCGCUCACCAAGCUGCUGUAAGACACCAGACUGCACCACCCUACAGGCGCUCACCAAGCUGCUGUAGGACACCAGACUGCACCACCCUACAGGCGCUGCUGUAGGACACCAGACUGCACCACCCUACAGGCGCUCACCAAGCUGCUGUAGGACACCAGACUGCACCACCCUACAGGCCUCACCAUGCUGCUGUAGGACACCAGACUGCACCACCCUACAGGCGCUCACCAAGCUGCUGUAGGACACCAGACAGCACCACCCUACAGGCCUCACCAAAGCUGCUGUAGGGCACCAGACUGCACCACCCUACAGGCGCUCACCAAAGCUGCUGUAGGACACCAGACAGCACCACCCUACAGGCGCUCACCAAGCUGCUGUAGGGCACCAGACUGCACCACCCUACAGGCCUCACCAUGCUGCUGUAGGACACCAGACUGCACCACCCUACAGGCGCUCACCAAGCUGCUGUAGGACACCAGACCUGCACCACCCUACAGGCGCUCACCAAGCUGCUGUAGGACACCAGACUGCAC
This is a messenger RNA of Petromyzon marinus (sea lamprey), 2461 nucleotides long. The record is from RefSeq and is a predicted model, not a curated record. Lineage: Eukaryota; Metazoa; Chordata; Hyperoartia; Petromyzontiformes; Petromyzontidae.